UUUUCCAUCUUACUCUUGAUAUAAAAAAUCAGACUAUGCUGUUUCUAUCACUACUCGAAUAAUCAAAUAACUGCUGUAAUCUGAUUAUGAAGGAGCAAUCAUGCUUAAAAAUACAGCAACAGCGAUUACCUCCACAAUAAGCUGUGUACUGCUCUCUUCCGCUCUCUAAGGAAACACCCUCUCUCUCUCUCUCUCUCUCUCUCUCUCUAUUUUUCUUUCUCUGUAUGAGAUCAGUGUUCUCAGCUCUUUGAUAGGAGACUCUUUUCAGCUCAGCUCUAAAAAGCUGAACAGAACUUCAAUGGCUCUAUCAAAACCCUACCUUUGGAUCUGUUUGGCUCUUUGUGUAGCCAUGGGAGGAUGUCAUGUGUUCUAUAAUAAAACUGGAGAUGUUGUGAGUAUGGACUGUGGAACAGCAGACUCCAACAAGGCGCUGACGUGGUAUCACAAUAAUGAACAGGUUAUAAGUGUCAAGAUUGGUACAACCAGAGCGAAAACUGAACUUGGUAAAAAAGUGAAGUUAAUCGAAAGUACGCUGAAGGUCCCUUCACUGAAAACAGCUGAUUCUGGAACGUACAAAUGUACUGGACAAGAUGGGAAUAGAAGAGUCACACGGGAGCACACAGUGUAUGUUAUGUCAGCCUCUGCGAGUCCUUCAGAAACAGUGCUGCACUCCACUGACCUGACCCUGACCUGCGACAUUAAUAACAGCCCAACUGCACAGAUUCGGUGGAUGAAUAAGAAUAAGAAUACUUAUGAAAGUCCUGGUAAAUCCAUCAGCCUGAAAUCCGUAAAAUCCACUGAUUCCGGUCGCUGGACCUGUCAGAUCGAAGACAACAAGAGAGUGGAGACUUUGGUUGUGGACAUCGCAGUUCUAGGUCCGCUGACCUCCCCUGCGGAAGUCACUGUACCUGCAGGAGGCUCUGCAGACCUGACGUGUUCCCUCCCUACCGUGAGUCUUCCGCAUGUAGAAACGGGAGGAUGGUCACAUGAUUCCCCCAGUGGCCUCAAAUUCCCAACUUUAAAAGGAGGCCAAGAAUGGAAAGGAGAGAAUAAUUCUAGAGUCAUGUUUAAUAAAGAAAUCCUCAAAAACGACUUCAAAGUGACGCUGAAUAAAGUGAGGCAUACUGAUAAGGGAAAUUAUACCUGUACUGUGACCUUUAAGAAUGGACAGAGUUUGAACACUUCUGUAAUGCUGAAGGUUGAGGUUGUGAAGACAACUGAAGGCCCAAAAAUGAAUUUGUGGAUCUGGGUCGGAGCAGCAGCAGCCCUCGUCCUUCUGAUCGGCCUGAUCAUCAUCAUUGUACUGAUUCAUCGUAGGAACAAGCGAAUGAGGAGAAAGGUACGAAAGCUGAGGUCUGUGCGCCAAGGUCUAACACCCAAAAACUACUGCCAGUGUGACAGGACUGACAGACAGCCUCAUGCAGGGAAACGAGAGAGACCACCCCCACUUCCCAGAUAUCAGUACGACAUCAUGGAUUGAGAACGUGAGACAGUAUAAUGGAAUGGUAAUGGAGAAAGAUAAUUGUGUAAAAAUUGUGUAAAAAAAUUAUUUUCAGAAAAAAAAAAAAAAAAAACAAUCCGGAAAAAUGCUGGGUAACAAAAUCAUACUUUUUUAUUUUCUUUUUUUCUGUUUUCUAUAUUAGCUACAGUAUGAUGCUAUCACGAUUAUAUACAGCUGUAAUUAAUGUUUCACCUAAAAAAUCAUUGAUUUAUAGAUUGAUUUAUAUUAUGGUAAAAAAAUCAUAAAUUUAUAUCUAUAUAAAUUCCUGUUUGAAAAAUUAGCAAAUGUAGCUACAGUGCUAACAUAUUAACCUAGCAUGUUUUCAGAAAGCCACAACAAUGUAAAUAUGAGGAGCUUUAUUUGUUCAGAUUUAUGUCAAAAUAUUUUUUUGGUACAUAGCUACUAUAGCUAGCUAUAUUUCUAUAUUUCUAUACAUUCAUAUAAUUUUGCUGCCUGAUGAAAAUAUGCUUGGUUUCAGAGGAUUUAUAUUUUUCAAAUUUUUAGCUUAGCAGCUAACCUUCGUUCCCUUUGAACAGAUAACAAAUGUUUCUUUUUAAUGUCUAAUUUCUGUUUUCUACUGUAAUUAAACCUUAAAUAAACAUUUCAUGUGUG
This is a messenger RNA of Astyanax mexicanus (Mexican tetra), 2113 nucleotides long. Its product is annotated as junctional adhesion molecule-like. Lineage: Eukaryota; Metazoa; Chordata; Actinopteri; Characiformes; Acestrorhamphidae. Bases 299 to 1480 code for a protein of 393 amino acids. Gene Ontology annotation, biological process: interleukin-15-mediated signaling pathway; T cell activation; positive regulation of ERK1 and ERK2 cascade. Gene Ontology annotation, molecular function: MHC class II protein binding; protein tyrosine kinase binding. The record is from RefSeq and is a predicted model, not a curated record. Gene Ontology annotation, cellular component: external side of plasma membrane; membrane raft. The transcript has 10 exons.